Molecule: messenger RNA, 1820 nt
Organism: Pseudonaja textilis
Lineage: Eukaryota; Metazoa; Chordata; Lepidosauria; Squamata; Elapidae
Gene: PMM1
Product: phosphomannomutase 1
Biological process (GO): GDP-mannose biosynthetic process; mannose metabolic process; protein N-linked glycosylation
Cellular component (GO): cytosol
Molecular function (GO): phosphomannomutase activity
Source: RefSeq, a predicted model, not a curated record
GGUUCCUUCGUGGGCCGACGCCUCCGGCGGAUCGCAGCCUUGUCGCCGCUGAGGAGUUACGGCCGCCGAGUAAAGCGGGGUCGACGCGCGAUGGCCGAGACCUCCGGGAAUCCGCCGCGCAUUCUCUGCCUCUUUGACGUGGAUGGGACCCUCACCCCGCCUCGGCAGAAAAUUGAGCCUGAAAUAGCAGAAUUUCUUCAAGAGCUGAGUAAAAGAGUGAUGAUUGGGGUGGUUGGAGGCUCAGACUACUCCAAAAUAGCAGAACAGCUUGGAGAAGGGGAUGAAGUCAUAAACAAGUUUGAUUACGUCUUUGCAGAAAAUGGCACUGUGCAAUACAAGAAUGGGCAACUAGUCUCAAAGCAGGCUAUCCAGAACCAUCUUGGAGAGGAACUUUUGCAAGAACUGAUCAACUUCUGCCUUAAUUACAUGGCACUUCUAAAGUUGCCCAAGAAACGGGGAACAUUCAUAGAAUUUCGCAAUGGAAUGUUGAACAUCUCUCCCAUUGGUCGAAGCUGCAGCUUGGAAGAACGAAUAGAAUUUUCUGAACUGGACAAGAAAGAAAAGAUACGAGAGAAGUUUGUAGCAGCUCUGCAAAGGGAGUUUGCAGGGAAGGGACUGCGAUUUUCCCGAGGUGGUAUGAUUAGUUUUGACGUUUUUCCAGAGGGCUGGGACAAACGUUAUUGCCUCAACAUCCUUGAGGAUGAAAAAUUUGAUGUCAUACAUUUCUUUGGAAAUGAGACUACCCCUGGUGGGAAUGAUUAUGAAAUCUAUGAUGAUCCUCGGACAGUAGGACAUAGUAUCCACUCUCCCCAGGACACAGUUCGGCGAUGUCGAGAGAUAUUCUUUCCAGAAACAGUGAAUAAAUCUUGACUCACAGAUCUUCUGCUGCUAUUCUUCUUGUUCACUUCAUAAAGGCACCUUUUGAAUUAUAAUCAAGGCUUGCACUUUGGAAAUGGAGGUGAAGUGUGAAAAGGAAAAGAGAGUUAAAGUGCCAUCAACAGUUGGUAGUAGUAAGAAUCUACAGAUCACUGCCUGCCAUAUUUCAUCCUUCCAGCUCCUAAAACGUUCCAUUUUAAAGGGAGCUGUGUCGUUUUCCUAAAACCGUGUGAGAGAAGGAAAGAAAUAGAAAGCUGGUAAUCUCUUCAUAUAUUCACCCAAAUCAAUUUCUGAGAUUAAAAUAAUAGUAUUAAUAGGUUAAAGGCAAAACAACCUGAUCUUUCAAACUAUUUUCAUAUUUUUGAACCCUUAAGAUGGCCUGCUAUUUUUUAAAAUUGGAACCAGGUCCUUUUUUUAAGCUAAUAAUGAAUAGGGAAAACAUCCCCAAUCCAUUACUAGCCAUGCAGAAUGUGGAGGGAAUAGGAAGUAAACUUUGAAACACAGAUCCGAUUGAAAGUGAUUAGUCAUAGACAUCACCAUUCUACUCAGCUUUCACUAUCCAUUAGAAUAUUCUUCUGUGGCUCCUGAUCUAAUAUGUGAAACCAUCUGUUUAAAAUAUGACUUUGGUGCUCAGGUUUAUUUUAUCAUAGAUAAUAUAUUUUUGGUCCAAUAAAAGUAGAGUUUGUGUAUUGACAUCUUUGACACAUCUUCGUAGCCUUGCAUAUUGCAACUGCACUUUCCCACAAUUAGGGGAGCAACCCUUGCUUUAGCUUCAGUUGUUACUGUUUACUUGCACUUUCUUCCCAUUGCCCAAUCAGUCUGACUCUUCAAGCAGGAUUGUACUUUAUCACCUUAAUUAUCCAACCUAACUAUAUAAAUGCUGGCAAUAGCAUUUAUAUCUACUAAUCAGAUUAAUGGAAUAAAAAUGGGAGGCAAACAUAUCU